Molecule: messenger RNA, 582 nt
Organism: Gorilla gorilla gorilla (western lowland gorilla)
Lineage: Eukaryota; Metazoa; Chordata; Mammalia; Primates; Hominidae
Exons: 5
Coding region: 109-423 (104 amino acids)
Source: RefSeq, a predicted model, not a curated record
CCUGCCUUCCUUCUACAUCCUAGAUGAACUGGUCUGAGCACAUUCUUCUGUGAAGUUUAUAACUGACAUGUGUGGACACUAAGCUCAUAAAGAAUCAGGGCUAAGACUAUGAUGGGUCAUAUGCAAGCUGAUGCUGAGGAAGCCCACCAUAAGAACGGAGAAUGGAGCAUUCUGCAGAGAGCAGAGGCAGCUGUGGAUCCAGGAGACCAGGAGACCCAGGAGAUUUCCAGAAGCAUAAGAGUAACUGAACUUGAGAGUUUAUUAGAGAGAAGACUCCUACUGUUUAGAGAACAGAGAUUUCAAGGAAGGAUUAAGGCUGGCAUCCUGAUAGCAAAGGUGGAGACAAAGGAAAGCAUUCCAGAUAACUUUCAAAAGAAACUCAAACAUUCAGAAAUCAUUUUCACUACAAAGAAAGCAAGUUAAGAAAAAUAGUUAUUUCCAAGGUCUCCAGAAUCUGAAGCUCUGCUCCUGAGUUUAUAAAAUGUGGAUGACGUCUAUGAAACUAAGCUCGGGAAGUAUUUUGUCACAUAUUGUGUUGAAAGCUCAUAGGAAGAGGAAAGUUGGGCAGUUGUCUAAGUAUAG